AUGCCGCUGGAGAACCUGGAGGAGGAGGGUCUGCCCAAGAACCCCGACCUGCGCAUCGCGCAGCUGCGCUUCCUGCUGAGCCUGCCGGAGCACCGCGGGGACGCGGCGGUGCGCGACGAGCUGAUGGCGGCCGUGCGCGACAACAACAUGGCUCCUUACUACGAAGCCUUGUGCAAGGCCCUGGACUGGCAGGUGGACGUGGACCUCGUCAACAAGAUGAAGAAGGCGAACGAAGAGGAGCUGAAACGCUUGGACGAGGAGCUGGAAGACGCAGAGAAAAACCUUGGGGAGAGCGAGAUUCGCGAUGCGAUGAUGGCGAAGGCCGAGUACCUGUGCCGGAUAGGUGACAAGGAGGGCGCUCUGACCGCCUUUCGAAAGACCUACGACAAAACCGUGGCCCUGGGUCACCGGCUGGAUAUUGUAUUCUAUCUGCUUAGGAUUGGUCUGUUUUAUAUGGAUAACGAUCUCAUCACACGGAACACAGAAAAGGCCAAAAGCUUAAUAGAGGAAGGAGGAGACUGGGACAGGAGGAACCGCCUGAAAGUGUACCAGGGUCUGUACUGCGUGGCUAUCCGAGACUUCAAACAGGCAGCUGAGCUCUUCCUGGACACUGUUUCAACCUUUACAUCCUAUGAACUCAUGGACUACAAAACAUUUGUGACUUACACUGUCUACGUCAGCAUGAUUGCCUUGGAGAGACCUGAUCUCAGGGAAAAGGUGAUUAAAGGCGCAGAGAUCCUGGAAGUGCUGCACAGCCUCCCCGCCGUGCGGCAGUAUCUGUUCUCGCUCUACGAGUGUCGGUACUCGGUGUUCUUCCAGUCCUUAGCCGUCGUGGAGCAGGAAAUGAAAAAGGACUGGCUUUUCGCUCCUCAUUAUCGAUACUAUGUCCGAGAAAUGCGAAUCCAUGCCUACAGCCAGCUGCUGGAGUCCUACAGGUCACUGACCCUUGGCUACAUGGCAGAGGCGUUCGGGGUCGGUGUGGAAUUCAUUGAUCAGGAGCUGUCCCGGUUUAUCGCCGCGGGGAGGCUGCACUGCAAAAUAGACAAGGUGAACGAAGUGGUGGAGACCAACAGACCGGAUAGUAAGAACUGGCAGUACCAAGAAACCAUCAAGAAAGGAGAUCUGCUGCUAAACAGAGUUCAGAAACUUUCCAGAGUAAUUAAUAUGUGAAACCACUUCCUUUAGAGGUGAUUACUUGGAAUUUUUGUAGCUCAUUCGCUGUGUGCCCCGUUCAGUUGUGUAAAAUAAAUACUGCAUUGUUUGUCAGUUA
Molecule: messenger RNA, 1270 nt
Organism: Chinchilla lanigera (long-tailed chinchilla)
Lineage: Eukaryota; Metazoa; Chordata; Mammalia; Rodentia; Chinchillidae
Gene: Psmd6
Product: proteasome 26S subunit, non-ATPase 6
Exons: 8
Coding region: 1-1170 (389 amino acids)
Biological process (GO): proteasome-mediated ubiquitin-dependent protein catabolic process
Cellular component (GO): proteasome regulatory particle
Molecular function (GO): protein binding
Source: RefSeq, a predicted model, not a curated record